AGCUAGUGCGCAAACAUGAACGGAUGGGAAGGGGGCCUGAGAUCCGCCCGAAAUCGCAGGGUCGGGGAGGCGACGGGCGAGGCGUCUACUUCCGGGCCUCGGGGCCGCUCGGCGGCCUCCUUUUGUGCGGGUCUCGCGUCACAGGCCCGCCGCCCGGCCGCCCCUCGCCGCCUCCGCUCCCUCCGCCCGCGGCUCCUCCCCGCCGAGGCCGACUCGCCGCGGCCGCAUCCACGAGUGCUGCCCGGUCCUGCUCGGGCGCCGGGCCUCGGCGAGAGCACUCUAGACCCGUGCGGCUUGCCCUCUGACACGGCAGACCCGGCAAACGCGGGAUCUGCGGCGCCGAGCGCGGCGGCUGCGGAGGAGGUAAUGGCGGCCGCCGGCGCGCAGGGUGGAGACGACGGCAGCGCGGAGGGGCCGAUGGUGGCGGCGCCCCAGCCGCCCGCCGAGAACGCGGCGAAGUCUAGAAAUGCCUUUCUCGAGAGCCUGCCCAGCUCGGUGAAAUGCCGAGUCCUUGCCCUCAAAAAGCUUCAGAAGCGAUGCGAUAAGAUAGAAGCCAAAUUUGAUAAGGAAUUCCAGGCUCUGGAAAAGAAGUAUAAUGACAUCUACAAGCCCUUACUUGCCAAGAUCCAUGAGCUCACCGGCGAAAUGGAGGGAUGUGCAUGGACCUUAGAGGCCGAGGAGGAGGAGGAAGACGAGGACGAGGAGGUGGAGGAAGAAAAGGAGGAGGAGUCGGACGAUGAGGACCCUCACUCUGACGUGUCAGAUGACGCGGAUAAAUAAGAGGUGGCAGAAAUUGAAGAGAAAGAAGACCAAGGAGAAAAAAAAGAAACCCCAAACAAACAAUUGUGAACGUUGGUGGACUUUAAAAAGGCUCAGGUUUUUGACUAAAAUACAGUGUGAACCUAUUCUUAUGUCCCUAAAAUAUAUUAAAUGAAGCAAUCAGGUCCUGGCCAGCCCACAAGUUUAAGAUUUGAUUUUCAUUUUGAACACAAUAAAUAUAUUAAAAGCGUUUGAAGAA
Loxodonta africana (African savanna elephant) is the source of this 1018-nucleotide messenger RNA. It is a transcript of the gene NAP1L5, whose product is annotated as nucleosome assembly protein 1 like 5. Bases 16 to 780 code for a protein of 254 amino acids. Gene Ontology annotation, molecular function: chromatin binding; histone binding. The transcript has a single exon. Gene Ontology annotation, biological process: nucleosome assembly. The record is from RefSeq and is a predicted model, not a curated record. Gene Ontology annotation, cellular component: nucleus; chromatin. NCBI's taxonomy places the organism in Eukaryota, Metazoa, Chordata, Mammalia, Proboscidea, Elephantidae.